Messenger RNA from Nyctereutes procyonoides (raccoon dog), 4122 nucleotides. It is a transcript of the gene LRP12, whose product is annotated as LDL receptor related protein 12. Gene Ontology annotation, cellular component: microtubule; cilium; plasma membrane. The coding region runs from base 126 to 2705 and encodes 859 amino acids. Gene Ontology annotation, biological process: cilium assembly. The record is from RefSeq and is a predicted model, not a curated record. Gene Ontology annotation, molecular function: low-density lipoprotein particle receptor activity; microtubule binding. NCBI's taxonomy places the organism in Eukaryota, Metazoa, Chordata, Mammalia, Carnivora, Canidae. The transcript has 7 exons.
CUCCCCUCCCCCUCCCGCCGCCGCGGAGCGCGCAGGGAGCAGCCGGGGGCUCGGUGGCGGCGGCGUCUGGCCCCGGCUCCUCCUCCUCCUCCAUCUCCUCCUCGCUCCCUCCAUCUGCCGUGGUUAUGGCCCGUCGCUGGAGCACAAAAGCGUCUCCGCGGUGGAGGUCUGCGUUGGUCUUGCUUUUCCUCUCCGGAGUGUACGGAAAUGGUGCUCUUGCAGAACAUUCUGAAAAUGUGCAUAUUUCAGGAGUGUCAACUGCUUGUGGAGAGACUCCAGAACAAAUUCGAGCACCAAGUGGUAUAAUCACAAGCCCAGGCUGGCCUUCUGAAUAUCCUGCCAAAAUCAACUGCAGCUGGUUCAUACGGGCAAAUCCAGGGGAAAUCAUUACUAUAAGUUUUCAGGAUUUUGAUAUUCAGGGGUCCAGAAGAUGCAGUUUGGAUUGGUUGACGAUAGAAACAUACAAAAAUAUUGAAAGUUACAGAGCUUGUGGUUCAACAGUUCCGCCACCAUAUAUUUCUUCACAAGAUCAUGUCUGGAUCAGGUUCCAUUCUGAUGACAGUAUCUCUAGAAAGGGUUUCAGACUGGCGUAUUUUUCAGGGAAAUCUGAAGAAGCCAACUGUGCUUGUGAUCAGUUCCGUUGCGGCAAUGGCAAGUGUAUACCCGAAGCCUGGAAAUGCAAUAGCAUGGACGAGUGUGGGGAUGGGUCUGACGAAGAGGUCUGCGCCAGGGAAGCUGAUACCCCAGCAUCCUCUUCCUUCCAACCUUGUGCCUACAACCAGUUCCAGUGUUUGUCUCGAUUUACCAAGGUCUACACUUGCCUCCCUGAAUCUUUAAAAUGCGAUGGCAACAUUGACUGCCUGGACCUCGGAGACGAGAUCGACUGUGACAUGCCAACCUGCGGGCAGUGGCUAAAAUAUUUCUAUGGUACUUUCAGUUCCCCCAAUUAUCCAGACUUCUAUCCUCCUGGAAGCAACUGCACCUGGUUAAUAGACACUGGUGAUCAUCGUAAAGUCAUUCUGCGCUUUACUGACUUUAAACUUGAUGGUACUGGUUAUGGUGAUUAUGUCAAAAUAUACGACGGUUUAGAGGAAAAUCCACACAAGCUUUUGCGUGUCUUAACCGCUUUUGAUUCUCAUGCACCCCUUACAGUUGUUUCUUCUUCUGGCCAGAUCAGGGUACAUUUUUGUGCCGACAAAGUGAAUGCUGCAAGGGGAUUUAAUGCUACUUACCAAGUAGAUGGCUUUUGUUUGCCUUGGGAAAUACCCUGUGGGGGUAACUGGGGGUGUUACACAGAACAGCAGCGCUGUGAUGGGUAUUGGCAUUGCCCAAAUGGAAGGGAUGAGAUAAAUUGCACCAUGUGCCAAAAAGAAGAAUUCCCCUGUUCCCGAAACGGUGUCUGUUACCCUCGUUCUGAUCGCUGCAACUACCAGAAUCAUUGCCCAAAUGGCUCAGAUGAAAAAAACUGCUUUUUUUGCCAGCCAGGAAAUUUUCAUUGUAAAAACAAUCGUUGUGUGUUUGAAAGCUGGGUGUGUGAUUCUCAGGAUGACUGCGGUGAUGGCAGCGAUGAGGAGAAUUGCCCGGUUAUUGUGCCUACCAGAGUCAUAACUGCAGCCGUCAUAGGGAGCCUUAUCUGUGGACUGUUACUGGUCAUUGCGUUGGGAUGUACCUGUAAGCUCUAUUCUCUGAGAAUGUUUGAACGAAGGUCAUUUGAAACACAGUUGUCAAGAGUAGAAGCAGAAUUGCUAAGAAGAGAAGCUCCUCCCUCUUAUGGACAAUUGAUUGCUCAGGGUUUAAUUCCACCAGUUGAAGAUUUUCCUGUUUGUUCACCUAAUCAGGCUUCUGUUUUGGAAAACCUGAGGUUAGCAGUACGAUCCCAGCUUGGAUUUACUUCAAUCAGGCUUCCAAUGGCAGGCAGAUCCAGCAACAUUUGGAAUCGUAUUUUUAAUUUUGCAAGAUCACGUCAUUCAGGGUCAUUGGCUUUGGUAUCAGCAGAUGGAGAUGAGGUUGUACCUAGUCAGAGUACCAGCAGAGAACCUGAAAGAAAUCAUACUCACAGAAGUUUGUUUUCUGUGGAGUCUGAUGACACAGACACAGAAAAUGAGAGAAGAGAUACAGCAGGAGCAUCUGGUGGGGUUGCAGCUCCUUUGCCCCCAAAAAUCCCUCCCACAACAGCAGUAGCAGCAACAGUGGGAGCAAGUGGAAGUUCCUCAACUCAAAGUACCCGAGGUGGUCACACAGAUAAUGGAAGGGAUGUGAGCAGUGUGGAGCCCCCUGGUGUGAGUCCUGCACGUCAACAACUCACAAGUGCACUCAGUCGCAUGACUCAGGGGCUGCGCUGGGUGCGCUUUACACUAGGGCGAUCCAGCUCCGGAAAUCAGAGCCAGAGUCCUUUGAGACAGCUUGACAAUGGGGCACAUGGAAGAGAAGACGACGACGAUGUCGAAAUGCUGAUCCCAGUUUCUGAUGGAGCUUCAGACUUUGAUGUGAACGACUGCUCCAGACCUCUUCUCGAUCUUGCUUCAGAUCAAGGCCAAGGGUUUAGACAGCCAUUUAGUGCAACAAACCCUGGAGUAAGGCCAAGUAAUCGAGACGGCCCCUGUGAGCGCUGUGGUAUUGUUCACACUGCCCAGAUUCCAGACACUUGCUUGGAAGCAACACUGAAACAUGAGACGAGUGAUGAUGAGGCUUUGUUACUUUGUUAGGUACGAAUCACAGCGAGGGAGAUUGUGUACAAUUUGGAGCAAUAUCCAUUCGUUGUUUUGUAACUUUACAAUUAAACUAGUUUUAAUUUAAAAACAAAAAAGAUGCAGGGUGAUUUCUUACUAUCAUAUGUUAGCCUGCAUGGUUAAAUUAAACAACUUGUAACUCUAUGAACUUUAGAGUUUACUAUUUUAGCAGCUAAAAUUGCAUUAUGUUUUCAUUAUUGUUCAAUAAUGUUCUUCCAUUUGUUUCUAAUUGUUUUUAUCCUGGUACUGUAGUUCACAGUAGAAGUAUGGCUGCUGAAACUCAUCCGACUGUCAGUUUCUCUCUCCUAUGUUAGAAUUUGUUAGUACAAAAUAAUACCUUCUUUUCAUUGAACACUUUAUGCUUUUUGCCAAUACAUCUUGCAACUUAAUAUACCAGAUGUUAAGGUUGUUAAUGUACAAAAAAAGCCCCUUCUAUUCACCUGUGUUUUUAUCUGUGUAACAUUUGUCUAAAUAUUAUUGGGUUUCAUCAUAAUAUGAGCUUGUCAAAGGGAAAAACCUUUGCCUAAAAAUUUUUCUCUUACGUUUAACAUUCAGUGAUACUAAAUUUAGGUAGAGUUAGAUAAAUUAAUGGCAAAAACAAAACUUUUAUAGAUUUUCUAAUGUUGACUUUAAUACUCUAAUAUGGUACAAGCCAAAUGGUAAAACCCCGUCAUUUCUUUUUUCAUCUCUAUUUAGGGACAGAAUUAAACAGAUGAAAAUAUUCUACUAUGCAUUAAAUCUUGAACUUUAUAAAAUAUGUACAAAAAUUGUACAAGAUAAGUUCUAACUGGUAAUAUCCUUCCCUAGUACAGGGUUAUGCUUGUAUUGAACCCUGGGGAUUUGCACUAAAAUCAUAUCAAGGUCACAGAUGCGUUUAGUGCACAAGCACUAUCACUUUAAAUACUGUCAUUUGCUAUCACAAUGACUAUAUAUUUCCAUAGCUUUGGGGGGGGGCAUUUUUAUUACAACGUGAAAUUGCUUUGCUGGUUUCAUAUUUAUUUGUUGUAUUUAAAGACUGCAUUAUUGUAAGAGUGAUUUUCAAUAUAUUUUAUUCAUGGGGGAGGGGAUCAUGCUACAUGUUGAAAAGCAACUUAAGAAAUCAUUCAGAUGCACCCCCCCCAUUUUUUAAGUAGAAUGAAUUACAAACCCCACGUAUUUUUUUAUUGUCAGUUCUUGUUUAUUUAUUCUUUAGCUGUCUGUUUUAGUAGCUUAAUGAUUGAGUAUGAAAAAUGUAUUUGUGUGUGAUUAUUGCUAUUUAUUAAAUUUUCAGUACUUUGCUGAAUGUCAUUUUAAAGCAUGUUUGAGGUCUUGUGUAUUUGUCGUGUUAUGCUGUCAGGAAGAACUGACUGAAAUGUUUUAAUAUGUAUCAAGAAUUAAAAUCACUUUUUUUGUA